Molecule: messenger RNA, 234 nt
Organism: Nezara viridula (southern green stink bug)
Lineage: Eukaryota; Metazoa; Arthropoda; Insecta; Hemiptera; Pentatomidae
Source: the annotation of a GenBank genome assembly
AUGCACCAAUCUAUUCACAGCAGGAUCCUCAGAGUGUUAUCUCUGCUAAAUGCAGUGGAGAUUCGCUGGAGGAUGUGUGGUAUAGGGUUAUUGUGGCAGUGGGUUAUUGACUCGCGGCGCCUGGCCUGGUCGGGGGCUGCUUCCUUAACGGCCGUCGGGUUAAGCUGGUUUAGUCUACGUCCUCGUCACGGAUCAACUGUCGACAUGGCACUAUCUUCCUCAGAUUGUCUUUAA